Messenger RNA from Solanum dulcamara, 1859 nucleotides. Its product is annotated as probable aspartyl protease At4g16563. Bases 179 to 1534 code for a protein of 451 amino acids. Gene Ontology annotation, cellular component: extracellular region. Lineage: Eukaryota; Viridiplantae; Streptophyta; Magnoliopsida; Solanales; Solanaceae. The transcript has a single exon. Gene Ontology annotation, biological process: proteolysis. The record is from RefSeq and is a predicted model, not a curated record. Gene Ontology annotation, molecular function: aspartic-type endopeptidase activity.
CUCAAGUUUGGAGAAAAGGACUCCUGGAUCAAGACAACUUCAUUUUCAAAGCUUGAAACUGAAACCUCUAACCGUUUGAUAUUAAAGACACUCUUAACUUGCUUCACCAUACUAUUAUGAAUACUAUUUAGUUUGGCUAAUGUCAAUUAUCUCCAAAGGCAUAUAGUUCCCAAGAACCAUGGCUUCUUCUUUCCUCCUUCUCUUUAUCAUUUCUCUCGCCUUUCCCUUCAUUUCUUCAUCAAACUCCUCCACAUCAAUCCCUCUUUCAUUUCUUAACACCAACUCAAAUCAAGAUUUUUACCAAAAGCUCACUCAUUUAGCUUCUUUCUCUUUAGCUAGAGCUCAUCAUAUCAAGAAUCCUCAAGAUUCUUCACUUUCCAACAUCCCUUUGUAUCCACAUAGCUAUGGAGGCUACUCAAUUACUAUUCCAUUUGGUACUCCUCCUCAAAAAAUGCCAUUUGUCAUGGACACUGGCAGCAGCUUUGUUUGGUUCCCAUGUACUAAAAAGUACCAAUGCUCCAAAUGUCCUGUUUCUUCACAAAAAAAUCCUACUUUUAUUCCAAGAUUGUCAUCUUCUGCUAGAAUUCUUGGAUGUUUGAAUCCAAAAUGCAUUUGGAUUCACCCAAAAACUAGUCCAAAAUCUCUUUGCCAUGAUUGCGAAUCGCGUAAUAAAACAAAUUGUAAACAGGUUUGUCCACCUUAUAUGAUUCUUUAUGGUUCCGGUUCCACAGGUGGGAUUGGCCUAGUUGAAACACUGGAUUUACCAAACAAGAAAAUAUCCAAUUUUGUUGUUGGUUGUUCUCUGUUCUCCUCCCAACAGCCUGCGGGAAUUGCGGGGUUUGGGAGGGGAAUUUCAUCAUUGCCAAACCAAUUAGGGGCCAAGAAACUGUCUUAUUGUCUUUUAUCUCACAGGUUUGAUGAUAUUCCCAAGAGUAGCAUGCUUGUUUUGGAUACUGUUUAUGAAAAGUCUAAAAAUUUGAGCUACACCCCAUUGCUAAAAAAUCCAGUAGUUGUUGGAAGAAAUGCAUUAUCAGGGUACUAUUAUGUUGGAUUAAGAAAAAUAACAGUUGGUGGGCAAAAAGUGAAGAUACCAUAUCAUUAUUUGGCACCAAAUUCAAAAGGGAAUGGUGGGACAAUAGUGGAUUCAGGCACAACUUUCACUUUCUUGAAUCAUGGUAUUUUUGUGCGUGUGAUGAAUGCAUUUGUGAACCAAGUAAAGGGGUUUUCAAGAAUUGAAAAAAUUGAAAGAUUGACAAAUUUAAGGCCAUGUUAUAAUGUUUCAGAGCAUAAAACAGUGUCAUUGCCACAAGUGAAGUUUCAUUUUCAAGGGGGUUCAGAGAUGGCAUUGCCAUUGGAAAAUUACUUCUCUAUUGUUGGUGAAAAUGAUGUGAUUUGUUUGACAAUGGUGACUGAUUCUAAGCUCGAAUUGUCUACCGGUCCAUCGAUAAUUCUAGGGAAUUUUCAAAUGCAGAACUUGUUUGUUGAGUUUGAUCUCAAAAAUGACAAGUUUGGGUUUAGGCAUCAAGUGUGCUAAUGAGAAGGAAGUUUGAGGAAAGGAAAUGGUGAAUAACUAUGUUGCUUGGACCCUCUAAAAAUGUUAUCGCAUUUGUGUCGGACUAUGUUGCUCGAACUCUCUAAAAAUGUUGUUGCUUGAACUCUCUCAAAAAUAGUGCAUUUUUGGAGGAUACAACAUGCACUUGUCAACAUUUUCAAAGAGUCCGAGGAACAUAAGUGUUGGAUGCACUACUUUUGGUGAAUAGAACAUGCAACGAUCGGCAUUUUUAGGAGUCUGAACUGUUGUUAAAGACUUUAACUUUUGUGUAGUUCUUUUACUUGAACUUUAGAAUAAAAGAUAAAAA